CCAGAACAUGUCAAAAUACAUCUAAUAAGUUGCUGAUAUUUUCCUCCGACCAGAUAAUCUCCGAUACUGGUAAUGUGUGUGCAACAAAUUCGAGGGCUCUUCAACAUGACGAAGAAGAGUCCUUGUUCCGUUCAGGCUUUAUUCGACCUUUGUAAGCAGACUUUCACGCCUUCUGCAACUUCCCCACCUUCUUCUCAAGCCAUUCACAAAUUUUAUUCCCUUUUGGAUACAAUUGGUCCUAAAGAGGUUGGACUGAAAGAUGAGAGCUUAGAGGAUGAAAGAGGUCAUGGCCUUUUUGGACUCAGUGUCUUCAACAGGGUCGAUCGAUGGGCUCAACCGAUAACAUAUGUGGAUAUACACGAGGAUCAAAACUUUACUAUGUGUAUGUUUUGUUUCCCUACUUCUGCAGUCAUUCCAUUACAUGAUCAUCCUGGAAUGACUGUAUUGAGUAAAGUUCUCUAUGGAUCCUUGCACGUGAAAGCUUAUGACUGGGUUGAGCCAGCUUGCAUCAGGAAGAGUGAACAAAUUGGUCAUCCUACAGUGAGACUAGCCAGGUUGGCGGUUGAUAAGGUCAUAACGGCACCACAUGGUACAUCUGUUUUGUAUCCCAAGAGUGGAGGGAAUCUGCAUUGUUUUACUGCUAUUACACCUUGUGCGGUUCUGGAUAUUCUUGCUCCUCCUUAUCUUGAAGCAGCUGGCAGAAGAUGUACCUACUACCAUGAUUAUCCUUAUUCCAGCUUUGCAAAUGGGGAUGAAAUUGUUGGUAAUGGAAAAGAACAAGACUAUGCGUGGCUUGCUGUGGUUGAUACACCAGAGGAUCUGUACAUGCGCCCUGGAAGGUACAUGGGUCCAGCCAUCCACAGGCCUCCCUCAACAACUAGACAAAUACCGUCAUGGCAUCCAAAAGAAAAAGGAGGACCUUAUUAUUUUGAUAAAGAGAGCACACCUGCUGGAGACAGGGAAUUCCAUUUUGGAAACAAAGUAAGCACGCAUGAAGACUUGUUUAUUUUUUGAAAACUGCAUGAAAUGUUGAUCAGAUGUAGCUUCUAAUGCCUACCAGAUCCUCCUCGAAUACAUAUAUCUAAACAACAACGCCGAUUGAGUAUACAAAAAGGAAAACUUUAAUGGAUUCUCCCUA
Molecule: messenger RNA, 1138 nt
Organism: Nicotiana tabacum (common tobacco)
Lineage: Eukaryota; Viridiplantae; Streptophyta; Magnoliopsida; Solanales; Solanaceae
Product: plant cysteine oxidase 3
Molecular function (GO): oxidoreductase activity, acting on single donors with incorporation of molecular oxygen, incorporation of two atoms of oxygen
Source: RefSeq, a predicted model, not a curated record